UAGUUAGCAUACCCAGGCUGUGCACUUCAGCUGCCGCAGUCAGUCAUCCUGAUCACUGCAGCCUUGCUGUGGCAACGACUCAUAAAAACCCAUCGUCGCCCUUUCACCUCUCAUCACCACCAUGGUUACCCAACAGUCGACCAACGCUACAGCCAUCUGGCUCGGCCACAACUGGAUGCAACUGUUCCUCGCCUCCUGGGUGAGCAGAAAUAAUCCCCCCGACACCCCUGUCUCCCAACUCAAGCACAUCUACACAAAUAUCGAAACAGCUCUCCCCUUUCCAGAUCUCUGCCGCAUCCUGGCCCUGAAGUACCGUUUCCCCGGUUGCGGAAACACACCACAGGAAGAUCUGUAUCUAUUCCUAGGCAGAGUCUACGAGGAAUCUCCCCAGCUUGGCUCCCAGAAACUAGAUAAUGUCCAGUUGAUGCUGGAUCAAUAUCUCAGCCAAAGAACGUGGAAGCCGUCGGUGGCUUCUACGCCGAUGGUCUCGUCGACGCCGCUGGCUUCGACCCCGUUGACGGCGCCGUCGCUGUAUAGUACCCCGCCUGCGAAUGUGCUAGAUCAAUCUAGUGCGUUACAGACGGUUAGGGAGGAGGCUGCUCGGAGUGUUAGUGGCAGUGCCAGUGUCAGUGGGAGUGUGAGCGCGAGUGUUAGUGCUGGCCCAGCAUCUUUACCGGAGCUACCUAGCGAUCUUGCCAGGUUUACAUCGUCGCUCAAAGCACGAGGAGAUGUGGAAGGCGUCAAGCCAGUUUAUGAAGAGGUUAUGCUGAGAGAAACACCACCAGACUGGCAGUCGAUUGGGAAUUACAACGGCAUCACAGGGGUUGGGAGGGGAACGACCAAGAAGGAGGCGAGGCAUUUGGCAUCGAGGGAGAUUUGGAAUAGUUUAUAGACUGAUUGGUCAUUGGAGUUGUGGAUCCAGAGCUGGCUUGCAGUAUUUAUAUAUCCUGGCGAUAAUGCUAUUGCUGCCUUGAAUUCAGUCCAUGUCCA
Molecule: messenger RNA, 990 nt
Organism: Aspergillus wentii DTO 134E9
Lineage: Eukaryota; Fungi; Ascomycota; Eurotiomycetes; Eurotiales; Aspergillaceae
Product: double-stranded RNA binding motif domain-containing protein
Exons: 3
Coding region: 122-892 (256 amino acids)
Source: RefSeq, a predicted model, not a curated record